AAUUUUCAUAUCGAUUGAUGACCAAACAGUUGAAUUGUCUUUCUCAUUGGUUUCGCAAGGACAAGGAAACUCUUGUGGAUAACACGCGCUGUUCCUGUGAGACACUACAAUUGUACAAUGAUAACACUGAAAGUAUAUCUGUUUCAGAAUUAAAAGAACGAGCCAAUGCUCUCUACAAACAAAAGAGGCUCCUAGAAGCAGAGCAAGUCUAUAUGAUAGCAAUCACGCAAAUCGAAGAUGAGAGGAGAGUUCCUAUUACGAAUACCAAACCACCCUUUCAGGAAGAAAAGCGUAGCACACUUCAAGCUCUUUAUUCCAAUUUAGCCCAAACAAGACUGAUACUAGAGAAGUUUCAAGAAGCAGAACGGGACGCAAAGAAAGCUAUUGAUUUGCAUCAGAAGGGAACGUGCUCUACAAAAGUCCUUGUGAAAAGUUUGUUGAGAAGGUCUUCGGCGUUUUUGAAUUUACUUCAGUUGGACUCUGCGCUUGCUAGCUUGGAACAAGUACGAAAGCUGGAACCCAAUAACCCUGAAUGCCAUAGGCUUUAUUCGCUAGUUACACAAGCAUUAGUUGACCAGGGGACAGAAGCAAGCUCAAACUAUGAACAAAAAAAUCAACGUCGCCAUAUAUUAGACUCACCACAGUCUCUACUUUUUGCAGUGCGAACAGACAAGCAACCAAACGAAUAUUUAUCUUCACAAAUAUCAAAAACCUAUUCAAAACCUUGUGCUCUCAUUCAGGAGUUGUGCUUUGAGGAAGGUAACUUGAACAAUAACAAGGAAUGAUAAUAUACUUCAGUUCUCAGCU
Galdieria sulphuraria is the source of this 807-nucleotide messenger RNA. RefSeq lists its product as uncharacterized. The transcript has a single exon. Gene Ontology annotation, molecular function: protein binding. Lineage: Eukaryota; Rhodophyta; Bangiophyceae; Galdieriales; Galdieriaceae. The coding region runs from base 18 to 785 and encodes 255 amino acids. The record is from RefSeq and is a predicted model, not a curated record.